GGCCCGUUGGACUGUCUAAUCUGCUCCAGGCAAUGCCUUGUGCGCCUGGACAAACACCUCCUGAGACACCACCAAAUCAUGUCAGCUGCGGAACGAGAGCCAAUAAUGCUAGAGGCAAGGAGGCUUGCCAUCGCCUGAGAGUUUAUGGACCUCCGGGCAACCGACCCCUACCCGCCUAUGGUCUCCACUCUUGGGGCUCUCAGCGAUCCAGACGACGAUGGAGCUAUGGACCUGACCGUGGAAUCCCUCGCGCCCAGCAUGAGCAGCAGUGCCGAGCAAGCCACCCGGGUGGUGCAUCCUGACUCAUCCGGACAGCCGGUCCAACCACCUACCCCUCUCAAGAGUACAUGGCAAAUCCGCCUGGAGAAAGAGGACAUGGAGGAGGAAGAGGGGGUAAAGGAGGGAGAAGAGGAGGCCGUGGUGUUGGCGGAGGAAGAAGAAGGCAUAGACAUGAGUCGGCAGAGGAUGACUUCUGCCCCCACCCAGGGUUGGUGGGAGAAGCCUUUGGGUACGGCCUCGGCUCCGCUGUCAUCUGCUGGUGCCGCCACUGCAACCCUGGGUCAGUGGUGGAGGAUGCCUUCAACUCCGAUGUCCAGCCAGUCCAGUUGCCAACGUUACAGUUCCCAGACGAAGGAUGGGAAUAACAGCAAUCCAUCAUCCUGCUGCAACUGUAAAUGUCUGGAACUGCUGAAGCGGGUGGAAGCACUGGAAGCCGCCUUGAAGAAGAUGUCAAAGGAAGCUCCAGCAGUGGCUAGGACUUCCAUGUCAUCAGCUAGGACAUCCUCUGACAUCCAGUCGACGACAGCCAAGAAGCGCGCACGGCAGGAACCGCUUCAAAAGACCCCCGAUUCUGCCCUCAAAGGAGAUCAAGUGCUGAAAUGCGAAAUGAAGGGGACGCUGUAUGAAAAGGGCAUCGGUGACCUGCAGGAGUUCAAAUUGUCAGGCCGGAAUGGCCGGAAAGCAAUCGACAAUGCAAAUCAGGUCGCUACUCAUUGCUUCCGGUUCUCUUAUUACAUGGUGGGUAGCCUGCCUGAAAGCGCCACAAAGCACGACUUGCGAUUUCUUGCCUGGAUGGACAAGCUCAGGAAAUACCCGAAUUACCUGAAGAACAAGGGGUAUAUGCCAACCACAAUUCGGAACAUGACGCUAAAUAUCGUCAGCCUCUACAAACAUGUCAAAAAUGUUUUCUUGGAAGAGAGCAGACUGAAGGUGGAAGACUUUGACCGUGUACUGUAUGAGUUGACCAGGCUCCAAGCUGAAAUUAGAAGGGAUGUUGUCGUCCGGCAACAGCGGGUCAAGCGGCAAAAGACCAACAACCAACUUGAUUCGGAACAGGAACUAAGCUUCCUUUAUGCCGCCAAGAGACGGAUUCCCAUGCUGAUGGAUGCCAUAGACAAAGAUGGAUACCAAAGGGACCAACACUCUACUCUCAUGGGUUACUUGAUGGGUUACCUAUGUGUAAUCAGUGGCCACCGGUCAGUGGUGCUGACAAGCAUGACAAAGGAGCAUGUGGCCAAUGCAGAUCAGUGGAAUGAUGGCACAAGAUUCCAGAUCUUGGGGCAGAAUCUGGAAGGCUUCCGCCUUCUCACUUACCGUCAGUGUUACACUCGGGCCAGCUUCCGGAUUCUGGACAAUUCCACAUUCCAUAUUGCAGACAUUUCUGAUAUGGAAAUGCAGAAUCUGGAAGCCCUCCAUACUCUCGCUUAA
Molecule: messenger RNA, 1707 nt
Organism: Larimichthys crocea (large yellow croaker)
Lineage: Eukaryota; Metazoa; Chordata; Actinopteri; Sciaenidae
Exons: 9
Coding region: 145-1707 (520 amino acids)
Source: RefSeq, a predicted model, not a curated record